GGACGGCAACGAGCCUACGAGCCAACGAGCCCACACAACCCGCCAUACAACGGCCCCAACGGCACCACCGUAACCUGACCUCCUGCCAGCCUGUGGUCAGCGUUCCGCGCUACUGUUAAACGACGACGCAGCCGCUUCCGCUGCAUGUGACGACGCAAGCUGUUACAUGCACGUACCUACGCACGAACGCAGACGCAAGCGCGUGUGCUGUGAUGAUUGUUGUGGCACAAACGCAAGCCGAAGUGCACGCAUUUUCCAAGCACACGCAACUGUUGAACAACACCAACGGCUGCAGUGAGUGGAGGUCUGGAAAUGGGCACACGCACCCAGCACCAGCCACACACCCAACAGAACAACGACAUCAGCCAGAGCGACAACGAAAGUCACCAGCACGCAAAGGCAGAGGCAAACAACGAACACGCUCACACCAACCACCAACCAUGCGCCUCACCGACACUCUUCGUGGUGCUCAGAACAAGGCUGCCGUGAGUCGUCGAUGUCUCGCCCUUGCGCUUCUCCUCUUCGUUUUCAGCAGCAUGCCAGAAGUGAAUGCGGAAUGGAGCACCAUCUCCGAGCCCUUCACACUCACCUGCCCAGAGGGACAGGGCGUCACGACAGUAUCUUCAGAGUUCAACGAAGAUGAAGGCGACCGCAUAUUCUCCCUGACAUGCAGCGACAUUGGCGGCCAGCCUCAACCACCCCCGACCUGGACAGCAGAUUAUGUGAACGAGUUUGUGUCCAACGACUAUGAUCUCUACAGCUUCCCACCGCGCGAUCUCACCUUCACCUGCCCAACGAAUGAGUAUUUGACAGGCAUAGAGAGCGACGCAAGGGAGGCCAGGAUCCAAGCUUCUCGUGGUCGCGAAAACUUUUUUGCCGAUCGUCGCUGGAAGUUUCAGUGCGCGAAGUUGAAUGGCGGCACGCUGAUGAAUUGCGCCUUUGGACAAGACGAGACGUGGUAUCGUGACCCCUUUGAUGUGAGCGCACCAUCAUCAUCAGUUAUUACAGGCGUAUCUGCAGACGUUGGCGCUUUCUUCGCAGAUAAGGUUGAUCCACUUUGGAGCUUUCAGAAAUGCCAGAUCACGUGCGACGAAACCAGCGGCUAUCAGCUUGUUGGCCGCACAUGCCAGCUGCGGACGUGCGAUCCCCUGGUCCUGCCCAAUGGCGUCACGGAGGGCAACUGCACCGGUGCUUUUGGUGACGAGUGCAAGUACAAGGAGUGCAACAGGGGAUAUGAACUGACGGCUUUCGGAUCGAUAACGCGCACGUGCGAUUCCAUUGGCACCGAAGUCGCUUGGACUGGGACGCCCAAGGAAUGCACUGAUGCGGACGAGUGCGCAACGGGCGAGCAAGACUGUUUCCCAGGCUCCGUGUGCGUCAACACGAUCGGAUCGUAUUCGUGCUCAUGCCUCUUUGGUGAACAGCGCGAUGACAGCUGCUUUGUUGAAGCCCCAACGAUCACGGUUGAGCUCGGCCUGACAGACAUGGACAUUAGUGUUGAUGGCGAGUGGGGCGAUACAUUCCCAAAAUACAGGGUGUCUGUGGCGCGCUGGUCGUAUGAUCUCGCUGCCAAGGAAGACAUCGCCGGCUUUCCAAAGACGGUCUCCAAGCCCUUCACGGGGUACCAUGUCUCAAACCUUGCUGCAGGCACCCGAUACAGGGUGACCCUGACGCCUGUUGGCAACAACGACGAAGAGAUUCCGUAUUUUUCUCAAGUGGCGAUGACGCCCGAGGGCAACGAUCCCCAGACCAUAUGCGGUUGCAUUCCGGCCGAUCCGUCCGGCGCUCCGACCGACUUCCAGAUCAAGCAAUUCAAAGGGCACGUGCUCUUCCGCUGGGCGGACCAGAGCCAGUGCGAGUCUGCCUUCUCCUUCACGCGCAACGGCGUUGGUCUGACGUCGCGGUUCCCCGUCACGGAGCAGCUGGCAUGCGGCGCCAUCCAGGAGCCCAACACCGUCUACGACGACCUCACCAUCCAGUCGGCUGGCGACUACGCUGAAGUGGACGAGGCCCUCAACUACUUGCUGCCAGAAGGCGAGUUUUACCUGCGCCGUUUCCUGGCCGUGGACACGGGCGACACGCGCUUCAUGUACCCGCACGAACUGCAGCGCCAGAAAACGCACUUCUCGUCGACGAGCACGACCACGACGGCUGCACCGCAGGGUGUGCCUGAUGAUGAGCACCGCUACUACCCCGGCACUUCCUCGCCCGUCGCAUCCGUGUCGGAGUGCAAGGACCUGUGCGACAUUCGUUCAGACUGGUGCAUCGCCUUUGUUGUGCAGACCAAGAGCGACGACACAUUGGUGUGUCACCAACUGCGUGUCAUCGAGACCGCGACGCUGCGUGCAGGCGAGAAGAAGGCCGUCUCCUUUGAACGCGUGACUGUCACCGGCACCGGCGUUGACGGGUCGUACAUCUUCGAUGGGACGCAGGACGACUGCGAGGAGGCGUGCUCUGCACACGGCUCGUGUGAUAUGACCAUGGUGGCUGCUGGCGUGUGCGCCGUCGUUGUCGACGCUGUCGAGACAGAGACGCCGCUCACCCAAUCUGUGCAUCCCGACAUUGACCCGACGUUCUCACGCCGCAUCCCUGGUCCUGAGCCCGGCACCACGCAGGAGUACUGCAUCGAGGCAAACAAGCCCGAGUGGUACGACCUUCAGGGCUACUCCUCAGACCCCACUUGUUCCGACUUCACAAUCAUGUGGGAGAGUCAGCUUGAGGGCCAGAUUACCAUCGACUCCAAGGAAAUCCACCUCCCCGUGGAAGGCGUUGAGGUUGAGUUUGAAAUUGGCGGACUGGUGCGUGGGCGUCGCAUCACCAACGAGGACGGAAAGUUCUUCAUCCACAUCCUCUCGGACAAGCUGGUCGGCAGCCGCCACCGCAUGACGCUCCGCUUCUCCAAGACCACGGGCAACAUCAAGCACACCUUCACCUGCGGCGGUAUCGCUUGCACGGAGAGCACGCUCAUCAUGGAGCACCUUCGCUUCGACCAUCAGGUCAACGUCAAAGACACCACGUCCCUCCCGUUCAGCGGUAUCGUCUCCAUUGGCGGCACGGAGCACGAGGGACUUCCUGACGGCUGUCCGCUCAAGGACGUUGAGGUGUGUCUGUAUGACCGCAACCAAGCCAACACCCUCAUCAACUGCGACAUGUCGGAUUCCAAGGGCCGCUACCUCAUUUCGGCUGUUCUCGGCACGUCUGUUACCGUCAGCCUCAGCUUUGGCAACUCGUCCCACACGUUUGAGCGCGCACCGUACAAGAAGGACGCAGCCAACGCCCCAUCGGGCAUCCUGCAGUCGAUUGAUGCCACCAACUCACUGGUGCGCACGCCAUACUACGAUGUGACGGACGGCAUGUUCUGGGAGAACAUCAACUUCAAGGACACGACGUCUGACAGAGGCACCGUUGACAUUGCCGGCGGGCUGUGUAACCUCAACCUCGGCGAUGCGGUGAUGGAGUUCCGGUAUGACGCGUGCCCAACGUGGGUGAAGACACACACCAUUUCUGACCGGCUGUCCAAGUGGACGCUGCCAGCGCAGAUCAUCACGGUGCGCUUCAAAGAGAUUACGCGCAACUACGAGGUGCGCGGCGAGAUUACGCGCUACUUCUCGGCCAAGCUGGGCAACUCGCGCUCGCUGUACUUGGACCUGCGCAACCCGCAGGAGGACGACGAGGACAAGAAGACGGUGCGAUUCGAGUACCACCCGCCACCGCAGCUGAGCGUUGAGUUUGAUCGGGAGAUGAAACACAACUGCAACAGCACAGAGGGUGAUCGCCCCUUGCACGUUAUGAGGCAGAACGAAGAGCUGAAGGCGACCGUCAAGGUCAUUGAGGACUACGGCGAAGGCGUGGGCACGUGCGAUGCGGUGCCGGGCCAGAUUGAGGUUGAGAACCAGCUUGGUGAGUCGCCGGCCAUCGUGGACGUGCUGAACGCAACCACCUCCCUCACCAACAAGCAGCUGAACAAGUUGAAGCUGUGCUACGACACGUGCCUCAUGGACGUGACCAUGGACGAAGAGCUUCAGGAUGGCGAGACCGUGUACUCCAACACGCGCAUUGAGUUGAGCAUCAUGACUGGCGAGCCGGAGACCAACCCACAGGCCGUUGACCCCGAGAACCCGUACUCCAAGCUCUUCCGCGUCACCAUGCACAACCUGCCACAGGACCCCGUCACUGUGUACGAGAAGGUGGUGGUUGUUGGCGACAAGGUCAUCUCCAAGUUCUUCAGCGUGCCCUUCCCGCGCUAUCAGCCGCUUGCCGUGGUGCAGGACCCCCCCGGUGGCCUGUCCACCGUCACGUACUCCAAGGCGUACAGCAACUACUUUAUGAAGAGCCACACGCACGAGGAGUACCAUGGGUUCUACUUCACCACGGGCCUUGCUCCCGUCAAGGUGGAGACGGGCGUGCAGCAGUGUGUUGGCCUCGGCGCUGCCGUGUGCACUACGGUGGCAGACACGGAGUCCACCCCGUUCAAGAUCACUGUCGACCAGACUCACACCUUCGGCAGCAUGGACCCAGAGGACAACUACGGCUCUGAACGCGUGUGGUCGUUUGCAAUUGAGCUGACGACCUCGGAUGACCCGGGCACGGCCGGCGAGAAGUCGGACAUGUUCCUCGUGCCCGCCCUCAACGUGGUGUGGCUGGAGACGGAGGAGGUCUCGUUUGACGUGGAGCAGUGCCAGGCAUCCAAGGAGACCAAGGUCAAGUGGAGCCUUGAGGGCCAGGAUAACCGCAAGGUGCUCAGCUGGGUGUCCGCACUUGAGAUUGAGAACAAGGAGCUGCCAGACCUGCGCAAGCUGCUCGCUCUCGCCGAACAGCCACCAGGCGAUGACGACGACGACACGGAGGAGGACAGGGCGGAGAAGAUUGCUGAGCUGAAGCGCGCGAUCAAGGCGUGGGAGGACAACCUGGACCGCAACAAGGAAGUGCGGCAGCAGGCGGCCGAUGGGCUGCUGGAGCCCGUGCAGAGCAUGUGGGCAAAGGGCAACGCCGAGUUUGAGUGCUCACCGAGCAUUUCCCCCGAUGAAGACCCGGACAAGGCGGCCAAGAUCCAAAGCGAGCUGUCGCGAACCCAGCUGUGCAGUGGCUUUGAUGUGGACCGCAUUGCCGACAAGGCGCAGAAGGGCAUCUCACUCGCCCCACACGACGACAUCGACAAUGGAAAGGACUUGGACGGCUUUGCCGCGUCAGACCAGGACAAGCAAGACCUGCGCAACAUUGACACGAUCAAGUUCUCUGGCGGCGGGUCCACGUACACGUUUGAGUACGACCUGUCACGCGGCGACAGCGUGAUUGGCGGCAGCUCGCGAACGCACGAGGUGUCCGUUGGUGUUGAUGUUGAGUUUGGGUUCAAGGUUUUCGGUGUGGGCAUGGCGUUUGAGCUGUCCACAGGGUACAACUACGAAGGCACGACAGCAGAUGAGUAUGAGGCCGGCGUGUCGACGGAUGGAGCGCUUUCUGUGACGCUCGGCGACCCUGACCCAUACGACGUGUUUGAUGUCGGCAUCUUCGUACACCCCGACUACGGCACGUUUGUCUUCGCCACCUUCUCUGGCCAGUCUUCCUGCCCGCAUGAGCCCAACACGGUGAAGCUGGAGCAGCCUGGCAUCAGCAUCCUGAAGCGGCCAGAGGCGCCCGUGCUGCCUGGCGAACCCGCCGUCUUUGAGUUGUUACUGAAGAACGAUGGUCCAAGCUCUGCAGACUUUAGCCUGUUCUAUGUGUCGCGCCUCAACCAGGAUGGCCUUGAGGUCGUCGUGAAUGGCCAGGCGCUGGAGACGCCACUCGUCUACGAGACGUUCCCGGCCAACUCGGCAAGCCACGUCACCGUCACCGUGAACCAGGGCCCAAACGUGUUCAAGUACGACCCAGUCGCCGUUGGCUGGCGAUCCAUCUGUGAGACGACCAACGUGGAAUACGUGUACUUGGAGGCCGAGUUCCUGCAGCCGUGCAGCCCCGUGAAGCUCGUUGGCGAGAUUGGCGAGUCUGGCGCGUUCACCCUCAACCAGGAGACGAUGGAGCAGGACUACAAGCCUGGCCAGAUCCGCGUCGUGGCUUUCAACCCGGACCACGCCAGACGCACGUGGCUGGAGGACGAUCGUCUGGAGAAGGUCGUCAUCGAGUACAAGCCUGCCAACUCGUACAUCUGGCUGCUGGCCCGCGACGAGAACGGCGAUGCGUUGGACAUUCGCGAGCGCGAGAACGAGUACGGCUACAUCACGGCGUGGUGGGACGCGUCGACAUUGCUUGAGGGCGACUACCACCUCCGCAUUCGCGCGCAGUGCCAAGCGUCCAUCAACGAGAUGCCCGAUGGCAUUGACGAGAAGCUGUCGUCUGUGGCGACUGGUGUCGUUGAUCGCGACCCGCCGGUCGUGUAUGGGUUCCCUGAGCCCGCGGAUGGCGAGUUCUUCCCUGGCGACGAGAUGUCGUUCCAGUUCAACGAGGACGUGGAGUGCCGGCAGCCGUUCAUCUUCCAGGUGUCGCUGACGGUGGAGGACUACGACCGCGACUUCAACAACAACAACAUGGUGAUUGUGUGCGAGGGCCGCAAGAUCUCCAUGUCCCUUCGCCGCGGAUUCCGCUACGACGAGGUCAACGGGCUGAGUGCAAACCUGGCCAUCGCCAACGUCAAGGAUCUGAGCGGCAACACGAUGCAGUCUCCAUCUCAGCACACGUUCACCUUCGCUGAGCUGAACCUGGCGGAUGCCAGCGUGACUGUGAGCGGCCUCGUUGUCAACGUCCCAUAUCAGGACGUGUACGCCGACACCACGUCGGAAGGCUUCAUUGACCUGGCCGAUGUGCUGCAGGCCGAACUGGCCACCAUUGUGGACACGGACCCGUCACGCGUGACCAUCACGGGCAUUGCGCCUGUCGAUGCGACGGACUACACUGUAGGCAUCACCGUCUCCCUCCGUUUCACGCCCGAAACAGCAGACACAGCAGCUGCUGGCCGUCGCCGUCGUGCCACCACGACCACAACUGCCACGGAUCUUGCCACGCUGCUGCAGAGCCGGCUGCAGGAUGCAGCGUACACGGAGUCGCUCUCUGUCCUCAACACUGCCUCGCUGAACGAGGCAGCAACAGUGGAGUUGGAGCCGUCUGCAACCGACGCAGCCCAGAACGGCGCGAGCGGCUCUAGCGGUGGUUCGGCCGCCUCUGUUUCUACCUCAACGUCCUCUUCCUCAUCAUCUUCAACAACGAGCACCUGGAAUGAUCUUAGCCUCGCUGUUGCUUCCUUGGCCUUGAACGCCGUGCAGCUGGUGGUCGUGGUUGUCGUGUUUGCGCGCAUGUUUGUCUACAUGAAGAAACUUGGCCGCAAUGGUCGUGAUGACGAUGAUGACAGCAUUGGGCGCAGGCCGUCGCGGAGUGACCCUUCCAAGACAGCUUGGUUCAAGGCCUGGAGCCCUCGGAGCUCCAAGGUCCAGCCCUUCCCCGAAGACGCCGCUGAGACCACGGUGUGAAUGGCGGGAAUGACCUGAGCUGUUUGCUUUUGACCAGACACACGCGGGCAUCGCGGGUGGAUGCCCCCGGUGUUCCUCCUUCUCGAGGGCAUUUUGUUGCACGUGUUACAUUACAUUACUGUGAACCUGUUGGCAUUGUUACAUGCGUGCCCAUUGGUAGAUUGGUGGUGUUGUUGUUGUCGUUCUGCGUCGGUCAAAGUUUUGCUCUUCACUGUCGUGCGUGUGCGUGCGUGUGCGUGUGUUUGUGUAUGUCGUGUGCGUGUGUAUGUCGUGUGUUUGUGUAUGUCGUGUGUGUGUUUCUGACACCAUAGCAUGCGUUGCGUGUGCGUUCUGUCAUUCUUGUUGCUGUUUUGAGUACACGCAUCUCCUUG
Molecule: messenger RNA, 7828 nt
Organism: Salpingoeca rosetta
Lineage: Eukaryota; Choanoflagellata; Craspedida; Salpingoecidae
Exons: 19
Coding region: 213-7457 (2414 amino acids)
Molecular function (GO): calcium ion binding
Source: RefSeq, a predicted model, not a curated record